Messenger RNA from Paraglomus brasilianum, 2394 nucleotides. The record is from the annotation of a GenBank genome assembly. NCBI's taxonomy places the organism in Eukaryota, Fungi, Glomeromycota, Glomeromycetes, Paraglomerales, Paraglomeraceae.
AUGCUCUGUCGCUGUGGAAACCCGGUCAAUCAUUUGCAGACCAAGAAAGGGACCAACGCGGGUAGGUGGUUCUAUACCUGUAGAGCCAACAAAUGCGGAUUCUUUGCUUGGGAUUACAGUAACGCUGCUGACAAGAAAGGGGCCAAGUCCCAGCAGAAUGGUUACAGCAAAAGCAAAAGCGUUAGUAAUAACAGCAAAAGUGACGACAAUACCAAAUCUGAUUCUAAUCGAAGCCGUAAUGGAAACCAAUCCUCAAAAACAAACAUUACAUUCAGUAUAUACGACAAAUCAAGGUUCAUAGUUCGCGGAUACCACGAAAAGCUAAUAGAAUUUUGGCGUAGUAUUCCCAAGUCUAGCUGGAAUCCAAGUAACAAAGGCUGGGUGAUUCCCUUUGAAGACUACGAAUCCAGUCUAAAAAAUUUAAAAAUGCAAAAAAAUCUCAAUAUCGAAAUCAACGAAUUUCCUCCAUACGUUGUAAAGCUUUUUGGUUCUGGCGUUGAUGCUGACGAACGUUAUAAGCAAACCGAAAUCGAAACACAGCGGAAAAUUCGGCGUGAAUUAUGGGAGAGUCUAUUACCCUAUCAAAAAGAAGGUGUCGUUCGAUCAGUGAUGAGGAACGGGAGAAUUUUACUGGGGGAUGAGAUGGGUUUGGGCAAGACGGUACAGGCAUUGGCAGUUUGUUCGUUCUAUCGCGGCGAUUGGCCGGUGCUUGUUGUCUGUCCUGCAACCUUGAGAACCAACUGGCAGAAUGAAAUUAAUAAAUGGUUGGAUGAAACGAACGUUCAGACUGUCUUUCACGCGGCAGACAGCGUUUCGGUACCUACUCCUCAUUUUGUUGUAAUUAGUUACGAUUUGUGCUUACGAUUGGACGAACACUUGCGUGAUAGAUUUCGUAUAAUUAUCUGUGAUGAAGCACAUCAACUGAAGAAUAAAGACUCGCAACGUUCCAAGCUUCUCAUACCUCUUAUCCAAAAGACAAAGCGAGCUUUACUAUUAACGGGCACACCAGCUAUUUCCAGGCCAGUCGAGUUGUUCCCACAGUUGACCGCAUUAGAGAAGAAUGUAUUUCCGGCAUUUCGUCAGUAUGGUGCCAGAUAUUGUAAUGGCUAUAAGGGCCCAUUCGGAUGGGAUUAUACUGGAAGCUCUAAUCUGGAGGAACUCAAUUGGAUGUUAGAACAGACUGUUCUGAUACGACGCAUUAAAAAAGACGUGGAAUUGGAAUUACCCACCAAAGGGCGUCAACUUGUGUGUAUUGAAAUAGACGAAACGUUCAAAAGAGAGUUUAAAAAAUUGAAAGGCUCUUCUGAAUCUCUUCGUCAACAGAUUGUGACUGCAUCUGGAUUGCAACAGAAACGGUUAGUCAGACAAAAAGAAACCCUGAUGACCAAAAUGUAUCUCUUCACGGGCACGGCCAAAAUACCGCCAGUCAUUGAAUAUCUAACUACUCUUUACAAAGAAACUACAAAAAAGUUUCUUGUCUAUGCACAUCACUUAUCGAUACUUGAUGCCAUAGAAGAAGCACUCACAACUGAACUCAAAGCAGACGUUAUUCGCAUAGAUGGCAGCACGGCUGCUCAACAUCGACAGGCACUAUGUGACACAUUUCAAACUGAUCCUCGCAUUCGAGUCGGAAUACUCUCUCUCACAGCCGCUUCCGCCGGUAUCACUCUUACUGCAGCAGAUAUGGUAAUAUUCGCAGAGCUGUACUGGAAUCCUUCUUGUCUUCUCCAGGCUGAAGAUCGUGCUCAUAGGAUAGGAAGAGACGCUCAUGUAGACGUCAAGUAUCUUAUUGCCAAAGACACGGCGGAUGAGAUUUUGUGGCCGUUAAUUCAGGAUAAGUUGAGGGUCGUGGGCAAGAUGUUGGAUAACGAUUUUAUGAAAGUGUCAUUGAAAGAGGGGACUUCGUUUGGGAAGAGGGACCCAUUACUGACUGAUUAUGAGUGGUUGGCGGGAUUGGAAAAGUAUGAGAUUGGAGGAGGAAAGGUUGAAAGUGAAAGUGGUAGCAGGGAUGAUAGCGGAAUUGUUAUCGAGGAUAAUUAUUAUGAGGUAAUUACUGAGGACACUAACGGUUGCAAUAAAAUCGAUACUAGUUAUUACGAUAACGUCUUUAUUGAGGAUAGUGAUGAGUGCGAUAAUAGAGAUGACAGCGUGAAUGCCAUCAAAACCAGUAAUGAGUAUGAUAAGAGGAACGAUGACAUGGAUGUGGUUGAGCAUAGUCAUGCAUAUAGUAGUAGCAUGAAUGAUGGUGUGAAUGUUAUCGUGGAUGAUAAUGGGAAUGCUAAUAAGGAAGAUGAUGUGUGGGGUGUUGGAAAGGACGAGACAAUAUGCGGUGAUGGAAGCAUGGGUAUGGUUCAUCUGAGAUCUAGGCCUUUGGUAUUUGGAGACAUACGCUGA